Messenger RNA from Astrephomene gubernaculifera, 4174 nucleotides. The record is from the annotation of a GenBank genome assembly. NCBI's taxonomy places the organism in Eukaryota, Viridiplantae, Chlorophyta, Chlorophyceae, Chlamydomonadales, Astrephomenaceae.
CCCUUGUGAGGCGAACUCUGAGAACUUUAACACUGCAGUGCACGCAAAUUAGGCUACUAUUAGUUGGCAGACAACUAGGAGUUAUCUGAAGGCGAACGCAAGCCACUUGCAGAGUUACCUAUCUGCUUUACCUAAUGCCUUAAGUUACCACUAGACUUGCAACAUAAGUGUGUUAAUCUGGGUCCACUCAAAAUAUGCUUCUUUGUGAGGCCGAGCGACACCUUGUUGGGAGUUAGCAUCCUAUCAUUCUCUUACGCCAGAGUAAAACUGCAACUUCAUUUCAUACUGGCUGGGGCCGCGCGCCCCUGGGGCAACGCGCGGCCAGCAGCCCGGAUCCCUUAAAACGGCGGAGGCAGGAUGGUACUUCAAGGCGCUAAUGGAGCUCCUGACGCCCGGGGAGUGUCUAGUUUAGCUGCGCAGGUAGUUGGGUCCUUCUUAGGCCGUAAUGCGGUCGGUUUGGGGCUGCGUGACCCAUGGAGCUAAGCCCCCAUGCAGGCCCAGCCCAGCGUGCUGAGCCUGCCAGCCCGCUGGAAGGCCCCGCAGCCCGCCGGCGCCGGCCUCAACAACCUGGGCAACAGCUGCUUCCUCAACUCCACACUGCAGUGCCUCGCCUACCUGCCUCCUCUAGGCCACCUCUGCCUCUCCCGCGGCCACUCCUCCGCCUGCCCCCGUUCCUCCUCCGCCUCCGGCCCCUGCACCUUCUGCCUGCUAGAGCGGCAGCUCGCCGCGCUGCUGCGCGGCCCCCGCGGCUCCUCGCUUAGCCCCGGUGAGGUGGUCCGGCAGCUGCCGUGCAUCAGCCGCUGCUUCGUGCGGGGGCGGCAGGAGGACAGCCACGAGUUCCUGACGGCGCUGCUGGAGGUGCUGGAGCGGGACGGAAGGAGGGCGGCGGGGGCGCCAAAGGGAACUCGUACCCUGGUGGAGGACCUGUUCCUGGGUCGGUGGCAGUCGCAGGUGCGCUGCCUGGCGUGCGGCCACGAGUCCAACUCCUACGAGAGCUUCACCACACUGCCGCUCGACAUUGGGCAGGCUCGCAGCGUGUCGGAGGGUCUGCGCUGCUUCACGGAGCAGGAGCGGCUGGACGGGGACAACAAGUACCGGUGCGACCGGUGCCGCACGCUGGCUCCCGCGGUGAAGCAAACCACCAUCUGGGACGACCCCAACGUGCUGGUGCUGCACCUCAAGCGCUUCGACGCGGGCAGCCUGCUGGGCAAGAUCAGCCGCCACGUGGCCUUCAGCGAGGUGCUGGACCUGCAGCCCUUCAUGACGCCGCCAGCAGCACGCCGCCGAGCGGAGGAGCAGCAGCAGCGGCAGUUGCAACAGCGGCAGCGAGAGGAACAGCAGCAGCAGCAGCAGGGAGGAGGAGGAGGAGAGCAGCCGGCUGCUGCUGCGGGGCGGCAUAACGGCCAACACCAGCUUGCUGAUGCUGCCGCUGCCAACGGUAACGGCAACGGCCAUGCGCACCACCCCCACCCCCACCCCCGCCAGCAUGAACAUCACCACCACCAUGCGCAUGAGCACUCCCACCAGCACCACCAGCAGCAUCACUACUCCGAUAGUUCCGCAAUGGACACCGAUCCGCCGCAAGCCCCCACUGCCAGCACUCACCACCACCCGCACCCCACCGGCCCCACCACCACCACCACCACCGGCCCCACCACCAGCCCCGGCCCCAGCCUGUACACCCUGACGGGGGUGUUGGUGCACCAGGGCUCCUCCCUGCACAGCGGACACUACUACGCACUGGUACGCGACUCGGAUGACCGCUGGAGCUGCAUGAACGACAGCCGGGUGUACGGCGCCUCCCUGGAGGCGGUACGGCAGGAGCAGGCGUACCUGCUGUUCUACACGCGGCAGAGCAUGAAGCAGCCGCGGCCGGCGCCGCAGUCGGCAGCAACAGUGGCAGAUGCUGCGGCUGCUGAGGUUGCGGCAGGGGGUGCAGGGGAUGAGGUUGUGGGCCCGGCACGGCCGGCGAAGGUGUACGGACCGCCUUUGCCUCCGAACUGGGUUCGGCGGCGUUCGGAUGGGGGCGGGUCGGAGAAGGCAGGGGGAGGGAGCUCCGCUGCUGCUGCUGCUUCCAAGGCCGUACCAGAGAGCUCGCUGCCGCAGCUGCCGCAACCCCUGUCGGCGGCCCAAAUGGGUGCUGCGGCGGGGUCGCGGCAGGUGGGCAGCAUGGGGGGCGCCAGGGUCACUGUCAGCGCCAAGCUGCCCGCCAGACCCGCUGCCGCACCUGCUGCACCUGCUGCCGCACCUGCUGCUGCUGCUGCUGCUGCGGUCCCCAAGACGGAACCCGCACCGCUGCCUGCACACUACCCGCCUUACCGACAUUCCGAGCACGAGCAGCACCAGCAGCAGCGUUCGCAGGUGCGAGGACCUCCCGCUGCCCCUGGGGUCACCGCAGUACCACCACCACCAGCAGCCUCAUCUGCAGCAGCAGCAGGUGAUGCCGCUGCAGGCACCUCCCGCAAACGCAAGCUCGAAGAGCAGACAGCAGCAGCAUCCGCACCCACCCCCGAGCACCCCGCUGCUCCCCCUGCGCCUCCCUCCUCUCCCACCUCCCGCCUGCGUGCCUCCCUGGAGGCGGAGCUCGCCGCCAUCAAGUCGCUCCCCUCCUGGGGCGAGGGCAGCAAGCGGCUGAAGCUGUCGUUGCUGGCCAAGCUGCGGGAGAGCGAGUGGCGCGGGAAGGCGCGGGAAGUGGUGCUGGGCAUGAUGGCUGCGGGCCUGACGCUGCAGCAGACGCUGGGGACCGGGCGGUCGGACAGUCGGCGGCAGGGGCUGCUGCGGGCGGUGCCUGCGGGGGUGCUGCAGCAUGGAAAGGAGGUGUUGGAGGGGAUGUUGAGGGGGCUGCUGCCGCUGCUGCUGGGGCCGGUGUGGCUGCUGUAGAGGGGUGGGGUAGAGAGGGUACGACUAGUGAACGGGGAGGGGGAGAGUGCGAGGGUUGUGUGAUUAGGCAGAUGGGAUUAGGCAGGUGUGGUUGCAGGGAGCGGGGAGGGGUGUAGCGUUUGGUGGCAGCUGCAGUGGCAAGAGUGCAAGAGCUUUUCGUAGCGACAGGGGACACGGGAACGUGAAAACUGUGUGUGUGUUAAGAAUACUGGCCGCGAGCCGGAACGUACUAGAAAUGUGUGUGGGUGACCGAGGACACACACUGCAGGAUGGCUGCACGCGAGUGCUGGUGUGUGUGUGUUUCAGCAUUGCUGUUGUUGGGCGCACGGAUGCUGCACGCAUGGCAGGAACAUGCAUGCGUGCAUGCAUUGCUUGUUGGCUGGAUACUGUCCCGUUGGCCCGCUGGGAAAUGCCGUUGUUCACAGCUGGCUGAGGCAGGGGCAGAGAGGGUGCGCUGCCCAAGCGCUCCCCUUACGCGGUAGCCUUGCUGGGCACUUGUUCAAAUGCAGGUUGCUUGUUGUGGGGGCCAUGCGGUCGUGGGGGGCAUGCGGUCGUGGGGGGCAAGCGGCGACUGAUGGGUCUAUCCAGCGGGCUUUUGUUCGGCUCAUUGGUACAAAGUCACGCUUAUGAAUAAGUGCACGAAAACUCAAUACAUCUCGGUGCGUUACACAGUGCUUGCUUGCAUGGUAUUUGGUUUGGGCUCUCUCUCUGUUGAGAGUAGCUACAGGAUAGCAGAGCCGUCCCUCUUGAUUGGGUGCUGGAAGCUUACCGGGCAUGCAUCGUGUUUGGCGCCAAUGGGCACAUAUUGGCUUGCUGUUGCAAAGCCAUGGACGUGUGUUCUAGGAUGCAUGCGAGCAGGGGACCUGUGCUACUGCACUGAUUGGGACGGAUUGCCCGGACGUUGCACACAGGUAGAGGGGCGCUUGCGAUGUUUGCGGUGCAUUGCAAGAUGAGGUAACUCGGGAAGUGCUGGUUGUUUAGGAUUUUAGGGGCGCACGCUUUUCAUCCUUGCAGGAUGUGUUUGUGAACCCCGUCUUGAGUAUUGAAUUCGGGGGACUGGGCUGCUGCUGCCUCCCCACCCUGUUAAGCACGCUGCAGAGUCGUUAUGGAGGGUUUUCCUCUGUCGGUCGAUGAAGGUGUCAGUGGCUCAUCCGGUAGCCCUCAAGGGCGGUUGGAUGUGCUGUACGACAUUUGCUGCCCUGAGCUGCAGGGUAGCCAUGGACUUUAGGGAAUAUGGCAGCACUAACGCGUGCCGAAGCGAGCGGAAAAGAAUCUUGUAUCCCCCUGAGCUGGA